CCACGGCGGCGCGCGGAGGGAGGGGCGCCGCGGCCGGCAGCCAUGAGCGCGGUGCUGGACGUGCUGUGGGAGGACAGAGAUGUCCGCUUCGACAUCUCCCCGCAGCAAAUGAAAAUGAGACCUGGAGAGGUCCUUAUAGACUGCUUAGAGUCUGUUGAAGAUACCAAAGGAAACAAUGGAGACAGAGGUAGACUGCUUGUGACAAAUUUGAGGAUUAUUUGGCGCUCACUGUCACUGCCCAGAGUCAAUCUGUCUGUUGGUUACAACUGCAUUAUAAAUAUAACUACAAGAACUGCCAACUCGAAAUUACGAGGGCAGACAGAAGCUCUAUAUAUAUUGACUAAAUGUAACAAUACACGGUUUGAGUUCAUAUUUACCAAUGUUGUCCCUGGGAGUCCCAGACUCUUCACUUCAGUUAUUGCGGUACACAGAGCUUAUGAAACUUCUAAAAUGUAUCGUGAUCUGAAGCUGAGAAGUGCAUUGAUUCAAAACAAGCAACUGAGAUUACUGCCACAAGAACAAAUAUAUAAUAAAAUCAAUGGAGUCUGGAAUUUAUCAAGUGACCAGGGAAAUUUGGGAACAUUUUUUAUUACUAAUGUGAGAAUAGUUUGGCAUGCAAAUAUGAAUGACAGCUUCAAUGUCAGCAUACCAUAUCUACAAAUUCGUUCAAUAAAAAUAAGAGACUCAAAGUUUGGCUUGGCGCUUGUGAUAGAGAGUUCUCAGCAGAGUGGAGGAUAUGUACUUGGUUUUAAAAUAGACCCUGUGGAGAAACUACAGGAGGCAGUGAAAGAAAUUAAUUCACUCCACAGAGUUUACUCAGCUAACCCUAUAUUUGGAGUGGAUUAUGAAAUGGAAGAAAAGCCUCAGCCUCUUGAAAACCUAACAGUGGAGCAGGUUCAAGAUGAUGUGGAAAUAGAAUCUGAUGAGCAUACAGAUGCUUUUGUGGCUUACUUUGCUGAUGAAAACAAGCAACAUGAUGGGGAGCCUGUUUUUUCGGAAGAACUGGGACUCGCCAUAGAGAAGCUGAAGGAUGGAUUCACACUGCAGGGACUCUGGGAAGUGAUGACCUGAUUUGGACGGGCACGCGACUGUUUCUGGAGCAGGGAAGGACUCUCAGUUCUUAGCGGCCUCAUGGGAUGCGUAGAAGGGAAUUUAGAAAUACCAGAGUAGCAGAGAAGGAACAUGCCAAAGCCAACGAGCAGGCAAGUGUUAGAUAAUACGCCCUCAGAAUACGUCGUAAAGGAAAGAUUAUUCAAACCCCUGAUAUGUGUAACAGCUUUUUAUUUAUGACAUCAUUCCUGUAAACAGUGUGAGGACAACCAGUACCCACCAUGAGAAGGGGUUGGUGGAAGCCCCGCCCCCAUGGCCAGUCACAUGAUCCACAAACUCCAGAAGCCCCGCCUAUCUGCUGGUCACAUGGUGUGAGGAGCAGAGAGUCCUUCCCUCCUGCUGUGGGGUUGUAAGGACCCUCCCCGCGACAGUCAUGGCAGACCCCAUUUUAUUUCCGCCGCCGUUGAGACAACUGUCACAGCCGACGUGUUUUCAUACUGUGUUGUGAUUGGCAGCCUACGGGCUUUGACACGCUCUGACCCCAGGUGUUUUCAGGCGUGUCAUUGGCAGGAGCAGCCACCCCAUCCUGCCUCCCCCAGAAGGUUGUUGGAGCAGGAAGCCCCCUCCCCAGACAACACAGGGGCUGCCGUGGUGUUUCAGCCACCAUUUUAUGACAGGUAGCCACCAUAUUUUAUUUUUUUUAUAACUUCAUGGCCUGUGUGUUUACGUACUGCCCUGUGAUUGGCUGCCAGGGGCAGGCAGGCCCUGCCAUUUUACCUGGAAGGAUGUCAAAAAAGGCAGCUUCCUCUUCCUGCAUACUCAGGGACCACCAUUUGAGAGAGGGCAGCACGUGGUAUAUAGCUUGAUGCUCAAUGUGUGUAUUUGUACACAGUGAUGUGCUUUCCCAUAAUGACGAUACCGAAAUCAGAUUUCCAUAACUUGUUUAGUGUUGUGCAGCAUCAGUAGCGUCAUAUUCAGAACAUUUUGUGUUCUUGAUAACUUUAACAAAAAGCCAUACUGUUUUCAUGUCUCAUAAUUUUGUCAAAUGUUCACCACAUAUCAUUCCAGGUACUUAAUUGUAAUCCAGAUACCCUCAUACAUGUUUUGUGGUUUUUUGUUGGUUUUUUUUUUUUGGCUACUUUUUUUAAGGAAUGGUCUAGAAGAAAGUGCACAAAUAGCUUCUGUGUCUGAGUCAUUAGACCUUUAUGAUGUUAUGUGUUAGAGAGAAAUGAGUCAUUUAUUGUUCAAAGGAAGAUGCAGCUGUUACGUUUUCUAGUGACAUAAGACCUCUGCGCUAUUUUCUAUAAGUGGAAAAAGUCAAAUGAGAUCUCCUAUCAGCUGUUGUUUUAGCAGCUGACUGUUAUAGUAGAGUAACUGUGGUGUGACUCUAAUUGUGGUGUUUGUAGAAAAUCUUUCAAAGUAUAUAUUUUGAUGAGAUACUACCUAUAUUGAAAAGGAAUAAUGAUUUCAAUAAACUUUUAUAAUGUUA
Messenger RNA from Calidris pugnax (ruff), 2539 nucleotides. It is a transcript of the gene BBS5, whose product is annotated as Bardet-Biedl syndrome 5. The record is from RefSeq and is a predicted model, not a curated record. The coding region runs from base 43 to 1071 and encodes 342 amino acids. The transcript is spliced from 12 exons. Lineage: Eukaryota; Metazoa; Chordata; Aves; Charadriiformes; Scolopacidae. Gene Ontology annotation, biological process: cilium assembly; intracellular transport. Gene Ontology annotation, cellular component: BBSome; ciliary basal body. Gene Ontology annotation, molecular function: phosphatidylinositol-3-phosphate binding.